Nyctereutes procyonoides (raccoon dog) is the source of this 1093-nucleotide messenger RNA. Its product is annotated as heat shock transcription factor, X-linked member 3-like. NCBI's taxonomy places the organism in Eukaryota, Metazoa, Chordata, Mammalia, Carnivora, Canidae. Bases 14 to 1093 code for a protein of 359 amino acids. Gene Ontology annotation, biological process: regulation of DNA-templated transcription. The record is from RefSeq and is a predicted model, not a curated record. The transcript is spliced from 2 exons. Gene Ontology annotation, molecular function: DNA-binding transcription factor activity; sequence-specific DNA binding.
CUAGACUGGCUCCAUGGCUAGUCAGGGUACCGACAAGAUGUAUGAAGUCAAGCCAGCCCCACCUGGGGAUGGACAGCCAGCGACAGGGAUCCCGUCUGAUUUAUCCCCGGAUCCAAAUGUGGAUUCCGGGGAGAUUUUCGAGAAGAAUGAGGAUGAAGCUGUGAACCGAGAUCCAGGACCGCAAGACAACCCACAGCCACAGGCCCAAGACCAUGGUGCCGCCAACGUGGAAGAAAACAUUCUCGGGCUCUCCUUCCCGAGGAAGCUUUGGAGGAUCGUGGAGGACGACGCCUUCGCGUCGGUGCGUUGGAACGAGGACGGCGACGCCGUGGUCAUCGACAAAGACCUCUUCCAGCGGGAGGUUCUUCACCGGAGAGGCGCAGAGAGGAUCUUCGAGACUGACAGCUUAAAGAGCUUCAUCCGCCUCAUGAACCUGUACGGGUUCAGCAAAAUCCGAGCCAGCAACCCCUCAGGUCACUCUCUGGGCAACAAGAAAAUGAUGAUCUACCGAAAUUCUAACUUUCAGAGAGACAGGCCCUUGUUCCUUGACAAUGUCCAGAGAAAAGGUGACCUGAAAACCACCACUGCGUGCUCAGGGAGCAGCGCAACCACUCCCAAGAGAAAGAAGCCCACGGCAGCCACGAGACGUUCUCCACGAAUCCAUCACCAGGAAUCCACCAAAGAGGACAAGGAGGCCCCCAGGGAAGCCCCAAAUGCUCAGGGACCCAGUGGCACCCAGUCGUUCACAUUCUCUGGCAUCUGGUCUCUGAGCAGUGUAGCUGGGUACGCCACCGAAAAUCAUGGCCCCAGUGAGCUGGCUGGUCCCAGUGGGGAGGGUACCUCCAGGAAUGUGAUGUUCGCAUCCCCGGCCCUGGCCGGGAGGGACGGCGCAGGGGAACUGCCCCCCGCACCCCCCGUUUACCCAGAUUACAGGUCAGUGAUGUCACUCUACAACACCUGUUAUUCCAUCCUCUUGGCUGCCCUCUCGGUCAUGCCCCCAAACGAGGCCCCAAGUGAGAACGAGGAACACGAGGGCUCCUCAGAUUACAAGUGUGCACUCUGUGAACACUUCAAGGAAAAUCCGGGUCCGUAA